This is a messenger RNA of Drosophila ficusphila, 1740 nucleotides long. RefSeq lists its product as uncharacterized. The record is from RefSeq and is a predicted model, not a curated record. NCBI's taxonomy places the organism in Eukaryota, Metazoa, Arthropoda, Insecta, Diptera, Drosophilidae. Bases 158 to 1600 code for a protein of 480 amino acids. The transcript has 3 exons.
UGGACUCCUCCGCCGGACAUUUGCUGGCCCAUUUUGGUCUGGCGGCUCAUCGUGGGCAUCUCCACCAUCCACUCUCCACAACUGCUGGCUAAAAUGCUCUAAGCUCCUCCGAUCAGCGCAGGGAGUCUAAUCUUGGUCCAAUCUUCGAGUGAAAAAAAUGACGAACAUGUGGGGCAAACUGCUGCUGAAGUUCUUCAAGUAUGCGCCCAGCUAUGUGGUCUGCCUGAGUUUCCUGCCUUGUGGAAUGAUCUUUGGCUAUACGAUCUGUGCCUUUGUGGCGGAGAGGAAUCUAAGUGCGGGAUUGAUUUACUAUGGUCCUCUGAUUUUGGGAGCCUGCUGGGCGGUAAUCACUGCCCUUUCCAUGUUGGCGGUGAAGCUCGUGAAGAAGUGCAUCGUCUACUGGCAGCCAUGGUUGCUUCUCUCCGCCGGAGUCUUCAAUCUGAUUGCCAGCUGUUUCUACUUUGCCGAUGGAUUUGAUCACGUGGGAGCCUACAUCUCGUACGUGGCGCACAGCACGACCUUCGUGGCGGGUUACAGUUUCCUGCACACGAUUAGCUCCAAGGAGAGUCGUGCCCUGGUGAUCUCCGCCAGCUGCAGCUGCUACCUACUGGGUGUGGCAUCCGCGGUCAGUCUUAUUGUGGCCUCCUACAGCCGGAACGUAGAUCAGUUGGCGGGUCAAACGGCGACAACGGAGCAACUGAUCGAUGGCAUCUACGUGAACUUCGCUGGCACUUACUUGAGUGUGGCAGCUGUAAUGCUGGCCAUUCUGAUUGGCCAGAAGGUGCUCCACUUCCUCGGGAACGUGGAUCUGGUGAAUAGCUUGGACAACGAUCUGCGGAUUGCCAAUUCGAAUGGCAGCAUUUUCGAGAAGAGAUCGGAGGUGAUCAAGCGACUGCAGUUCUUCUAUGUGACCAAAAACCAGCAGUGGAACAUGAUGUUGCUCCUCCUCUUCACGGAAGCCGUUCAGUUUGCCUUGUUCGUCUAUUUUGUCUACUGGUUCGCCUUGAAUCCCGCCAUUCGGCUGACCCAGUUCUCUGGCAUCGAUGCCAUGUUCUGGGCGAUCUUCGGCGGGAGUCUGCUGGCCCUGAUUCCCCAGUGGUUCCUCUCGGUGAAGGUCACCUUUGUGGGCUCACAGGUGGCCCUCUUGUUCUUCACCCUGCUGGCCAUGAUCCUCUGCAGCGUCACGGAAUCCAGGUGGUCACUUUGGCUGCUCCUCGUGCUCUUUGGACUCGCCUACUCCAGUCAGCAGAUCCUUCUGCUGGAGGUCACCCACCUGCGGUUCACCGAGUGCAUCAUUUGCGUCUCCUAUGUCCUCAAACUGGUCUGCACCAGCAUCGUUUACUUCUACUUUGUGGCGGAUGACAAGAAUUCCUACUUCUAUGCCACCGAUUCGAGCACUCUGAUGGCCCAGGGAUUCGUCUUCUUGAUCAUCACCGCGCUCUUGGCUUUGGUGGUUGGCAUGAAGGUGCCGCGGACCCAUCGAGCUCAUCUGCUGGAGAUCCAGUACGAGGUGUACGGCAUUAUCUUCAUGAAGCACCAGAUCGAGCAGCUCAACGUUCGCUGGCUGAACGACGGCACCAUUCCCACCAUCAAUCAGUAGUCGGGAUAUCAUCACAAAUGUUUCGGAUUUAGGAGUAUCCUCUCUUCUGUGGCAGUUCCGAUUUAAUCGCACACUUUUUAUUUUAAUCAUAAAUACUCAGUAUUUAAUUAACCGAAAAUAAAAUGAAUUUUCAAACGAAA